AUGAGUCGUUUGGAAAGAGUCUUCUUAAUGAAUGUGUCUCUUUUCAUCGAGACCAUUCAAGACUUAAUUCAGUUUCAACUUGUUAAUAAAAAGUGUUUAGAAGCCCUUAAUGGCCUUCACAUCAAUCCAUUCAUUAAAGACUUUGACGUCCAACACCCAAAUAAAAAUGAGAAGGGUUUUGUUACUCAGUGUUUGAGAAUCAGUUCGUUUCUAAUGAAGUCGUUUCCUCGUUUAGAAACACUUGUUUGUACCUACGCAUUUCUCCGCGAAAGUAAAGACGACAAUUUGUUCAGUCGAGUUCAAAUGAUUUCCGUUCGAAGAGACAAGUCCUUUGCCAUUUCCUUUCUUAGAAGAGUCAAAUCCGAACGCCUUCAAAAAGUUAUUCGAAUCUGCUUUGAUGCGACUUUCCAGUGUACUUUUGACUGGUUUGAGCAGAUGAGUUCACUUCGAGUCAUCUCACUUGAUAUGGACAGACUUGAAAAACUCAAAGACGGUAUCCACGUCUUAUUUUCUAUUCAAUCACUUCGAAAGGUGUACAUCAAAAAAGCACUCAAUCCACAACUUUCUGAAAUUAUUGAGAUGAUCGCGAACAACAAACUGUCAUGGGAGAGUCACUGUAGAGUCUAUUUCCUCUUAAUCCCAUCAAAGAAGUUUGAAGUUUCUCCAGAGAACUACACUAAGCUCAAAAGUCUUGAAACCAUGAAGGAAAAUCAGACUCACAAAAUCACUGUUUUGGAUCUUAGAAAGUACUCAAGUCGACUUGGAGACGAUACUGAUGAGAAAGUUCUUGUUAACAAUGUGUUCAUGUUCACAAGCAUAACAUUAAUACCAGAGACUCUCAAUGCCAAUUUAAAUGAACAUGGCCUCACUGAAACGGAAACUUCGGUGCUACGCAAUUGUAGAUGCGAGAAUACUUUUUCACUGUUUAGGACUUGGACAUAUUCAGACGACAAUGAGACGGACUUGUCAAACAUUCUUGACAUCGAAAAUCACUUUGUUGUGAUGGGAAGGACAAAGUCUAUCACAUUCGACUCAGUGUUCUUGGGAUUUGUCAAUUUGUGUCAGAUCUCGAACGUCUCUGUAGACCUUCCAAGGUCGUAUCAAGUCACUUUGAUCCACUGCAAAGACGUUAAACUGAGGAAUUGUGGAGUGAACAGAAUUGAGUGUUUUCUCUCGGAGAAUAUUGAAGUUGCAAUUCCAAGUGAACACAUCUAUGACAUCAUUCUUCAACACAACAAAAAUGUGAGGAUAAUAGGAAACAACGCGACUUAUAUUAAAGAACUGAGAUUUUCUAAUGAAACAAAUAGUGUGGUGAGUCACACUAACAUCUUUACUUUGGCUAUUGACUCUUCCAGUGUUAUUACUUUCAAGCAAAAUCGCAUUCAAAAUUGCGCCCUCGAAUCCGUCAAAUACUUAAAUAUUGACAACACUAAUAUUUACUUAGAAAAAGAUGUUAACGAGUAUUUAAAAUGCUGUUAUUCAUAUCAUAAAAAACAUAAGGCACUUCCUGAAUGCUUGAGAAGUCUGUGUUAUGUUGAAGACUCGAAUAUUCACUUCGACAAAAUUGGUGAAAAAAUGACUCUCCAGAAUUCCGACUUCAAUCAAAUUACUGGAGUCCUCACGAAAAAACUACUUGAAGAAGACAGAAAGUGUAUUAAUCAUAUUGCUAACUGCUUACUGAAAAUCACAAAUGAAAGGACUUUGUUGUAUGUCGCAAAUAAGUUUCAAAAUGAGUAUAAAGGGAAUUAUAGACUCGCACUCGAACUGAUUAUGGAGUUCUAUUCUUGCAGUGACCCUCCACAAUUCCCAAUCACUAUCAACACUUUCAAUUAUGUUCUUCUCUGUCGUUUAAAUUGUCAAACCGUCAAAAUACAAAACGUCAAAGUUGUUGAGUUGUACAUGUGCAACAUCGUCGAACUCGAAUUACUUGAUGUCCAAAAGGAUAUUAUUAAAGACACCGUAAUCAAUAAGUUGAUCACCAACAAUACUAUAACAAAGCCAAAUAUGGAACAAAAAUUAACUCACAAACACAAAACUGUUGCAAAAAGGAAUCGAAAGGUGUUCAAAGUCGCUCGAAGAAAAAUCAGCCUAUUUUCUUGUUUCGACUCUCUUGAAAGACUUAUCAUCAGAAAUUGCAAACUACUCACAAAAAUCAUAUUAGGUCCUAACAUUAAAACUGUUCAUUUACAGAACUUGCCAUUCCUUUCUGUCAUCGACAAUUUGACAAACAAAGUCAAACUCACAAUCAUGAAUUGUCCACAAUACUCUUCAAUUUGA
Entamoeba invadens IP1 is the source of this 2277-nucleotide messenger RNA. RefSeq lists its product as hypothetical. Bases 1 to 2277 code for a protein of 758 amino acids. The transcript has a single exon. NCBI's taxonomy places the organism in Eukaryota, Evosea, Mastigamoebida, Endamoebidae. The record is from RefSeq and is a predicted model, not a curated record.